AUGACCGGUCCCUCCCGCACCCAGGUGCUUGCACUCUACAAACAGACCCUGCGGAACGCUAACGGGUUCAACAACUAUAACUUCAAGCACUAUUUCCUGAGGAAAGCACGGACUCAGUUUCGCGACCUCAAGGACCUGAAGGACCCUGCAGCGAUCGAAAAGGCCUUUUCUGCGGCCCAGCGCGAGCUCGGCGUGCUCAAACGCCAGUCGGUGAUCUCCCAAAUGUACACUUUCGACAAGCAGGUCGUGGAGCCUUUAGACGGCAAAAAAACACAGCGUUAG
This is a messenger RNA of Lachancea meyersii CBS 8951, 282 nucleotides long. NCBI's taxonomy places the organism in Eukaryota, Fungi, Ascomycota, Saccharomycetes, Saccharomycetales, Saccharomycetaceae. The record is from the annotation of a GenBank genome assembly.